AUGCUCCGCUCUUUCCUCACUUUCUCGCGCAACAUGUCUAGAUCGGAGCAGGAGUGGCGUGCCAUAUUGAGUCCACAGCAAUUUAAGGUCCUCCGCCAACUGGGUACAGAGGCUCCCUUUUCCGGCGAGUAUGUUUCAACUCCAGCAGGGCCAGGCAUAUAUGAAUGUGUAGCAUGCCAUCAGCCUCUAUACAAGGGCUCCACCAAGUUCCUGGCACAUUGUGGCUGGCCAGCGUUUUAUGAGGCUAUUCCUGGGUCUCUUAAAACCAUCGAAGACCGUCUGUUGGGUAUGGUCCGAACUGAAAUGAGAUGCUCAAAGUGCGACAGUCACUUGGGCCACAUUUUCAAGGGCGAGGGCUACAACACGCCAACAGAUGAGAGGCACUGUGUUAACAGUAUCUGCUUGAAGUAUAAACCGGAGGAAAAAUCAGACUAA
Clavispora lusitaniae ATCC 42720 is the source of this 435-nucleotide messenger RNA. Its product is annotated as peptide-methionine (R)-S-oxide reductase. Gene Ontology annotation, molecular function: peptide-methionine (R)-S-oxide reductase activity. Gene Ontology annotation, biological process: protein repair; response to oxidative stress. The record is from RefSeq and is a predicted model, not a curated record. Lineage: Eukaryota; Fungi; Ascomycota; Pichiomycetes; Serinales; Metschnikowiaceae.